Molecule: messenger RNA, 621 nt
Organism: Drosophila ficusphila
Lineage: Eukaryota; Metazoa; Arthropoda; Insecta; Diptera; Drosophilidae
Gene: Cpr78Cc
Product: pupal cuticle protein Edg-78E
Exons: 2
Coding region: 79-441 (120 amino acids)
Cellular component (GO): chitin-based extracellular matrix
Molecular function (GO): structural constituent of chitin-based larval cuticle
Source: RefSeq, a predicted model, not a curated record
GAUUGGCUGGCUAUAAAAGCCACCGCCUGCGAAGAUCACCCAACCAGUGUGGAAUAUACAAGCCCAGAAACCAGCAAGAUGUUCAAGCUAUCGCUCUGCCUUCUCGCCGCCCUGAUGCUGGCCAAUGUCUAUGCGGAUAACAUCAACAAGGACGCCGUGAUCACCCGCGAGGAGAACGAUCCCUCCGACGCCGAGGGCAGCUACAAGUACGCCUUCGAAACCAGCAAUGGCAUCCAGCAGCAGGAGGCCGGCAACGCCAACGGAGUCUCGGGAAGUGCUUCUUUCGUCUCGCCCGAGGGCAUUCCAAUCUCGCUGACCUACAUUGCCGACGAGAACGGAUUCCAGCCCCAGGGAGAUCACCUUCCCACCCCUCCCCCAAUUCCAGAGGCCAUCCUCCGCGCCCUGGAAUACAUCGCCGCCCACCCCCCAGCGCAGCAGUAAGCCCGAAUUAAAUACCCAUUUAAGGCCUAGUCAGUGCUCUUACGGCUAAAAAUGAGUUAUACCUAGUUCUAAAAAGUCUGUACAUAAUAUCCCCAAAAAAAAAAACAAACAAAACAAACAAAAAAUACGCUAAAAACUUCCAUCAAUAAACACACAGCCAUGCUGAUCAUUUGAACAGAG